Pseudophryne corroboree (corroboree frog) is the source of this 2922-nucleotide messenger RNA. It is a transcript of the gene TGIF1, whose product is annotated as TGFB induced factor homeobox 1. The record is from RefSeq and is a predicted model, not a curated record. Lineage: Eukaryota; Metazoa; Chordata; Amphibia; Anura; Myobatrachidae. Gene Ontology annotation, biological process: negative regulation of transcription by RNA polymerase II. Gene Ontology annotation, molecular function: DNA-binding transcription repressor activity, RNA polymerase II-specific; RNA polymerase II cis-regulatory region sequence-specific DNA binding. Bases 1255 to 2073 code for a protein of 272 amino acids. The transcript is spliced from 3 exons.
UACUGCGUGGCUAUCACAUAUAUACAGUGCUGCGGCUGGGGCAGUGUUAGCAGCGUGUCACCAUGUGGUAGCCGCCCCGGAGUACAGUGACUGGCAGCAGCAAUCAGGGCAGGAAGCAGCUGAGGGUAGUAACACAUGAUGAUGAUGAUGAUGAGUGCUGCGGCUUCCCCUGACACCAUGCUGCAGCCAUGUGCGGAGCUGCUGGGAGCAGAGCCUGCACUCCGUGUCAUGCAGCAGCCACCCCUGCUCUGUCUCCAUAAGGGCCUGUGACUCUCCGCCUGUCUGUCAGCCGCCUGUAGGGAACGCACAUCCCAGUAAUCCCUGUGCUGUACAGGAGCUGCCAUGUGCUGCCCCCCCUUCCCUGACACACAACUACUUACACCUGGGUUACAGCAAGGUACCUAUGGUAUGUGCCUGUGAGCAGCCAUUGCUGCAUGUGUGCGGUAUAGCUGCUGUCCCUGUCCAUUAUAAAUGUACAAUGUAAUGCCACAGGACGUGACUGCUGGCAGCGCCACACGCUGGCAUGAGGCUGGUACUAGCACCAAGGGGUUAACAGCGUCCACCACCCGGGUAAAAGUUUUCCCCCAAGCUGCAGCAUACUUGUCUUUCCCUGUGUGCGGCGUGGAGGAGGCGCUGAAUCCCCCCCUAGCAACAGGAGACAGGGGAGAGAGGCAGCUGUCAGAAGAGAAAGAAUUAGACAGAGAGAGAGUCAGGAGCCGCCUCUGCAGCAGCAGUGUAAUGAUCACACGUCUGUGUCUGGGAGAGAGAGAGAAUAACAGGAAGCGGCAGCGGCUCAGUGACUGAGCUCCCCCUGCAGCCCAUGCAGCACAGUCUGUCUGUCUGGGAGCCAGAGAAAAGGGGGGAAUCCAGGAGGGCUCUUCAUGUCUCCUCCCCCUGUGUCUGACAGGCACUGUGCUGCUGCUGGGAGGGUGUGAGUGAGGGAGAGAGCGCAGGUCCUUCUUAUUACACACCAUUACUCACUACUAGUGCUGCAGGCAGAGAUUACACUCCGGACACCUACCUCUCUCUCCUAUAGCUGCGGGCUGAGCGGUGUCAGGGCAGGCGGGCACCGGCACACUACAGGGGGGGGGGAGAGGAAACUUUCACACAGCCAGGGAGCGAGCACAAGUGCAAAGUGAACAAAGCCCCAACUCAGUGCGCUGAGGACAUCCCAGGACACGGUGCGUCUGGCUGUCUCCCUGCUGCUGGGGGAGUCGUAUACUUGAGCCGCUGUGACAGGACGCCGAGCUGAGGAUGAAGGCUAAGAAAGGUUUAGUUCCUCUAUCAGGCAGUGAGACUGAGGAUGAUGAUGGUAUGGAUAUUCCACUGGACCUCUCCUCCACUGCUGGCUCAGGGAAAAGAAGGAGGCGUGGAAACCUACCUAAAGAGUCAGUCCAAAUAUUGCGAGACUGGCUAUAUGAACAUCGUUACAAUGCGUACCCCUCUGAACAAGAGAAAGCUCUCCUGUCUCGGCAAACGCACCUCUCCACACUACAAGUUUGUAACUGGUUCAUCAAUGCACGACGCAGGCUUUUGCCCGAUAUGUUAAGAAAAGACGGAAAGGACCCUAAUCAGUUCACUAUUUCACGAAAGGGAGCCAAAAUCACUGACGUGAUCCAGAUGGAUUCUCCAACAGGGGCAAAGCCCUAUAUUCCCACUAUAGACGAAAACUCCUUUCAUUUCAGUACAACGGGAUCUAACCAGAACUCAGGGAAGUUACUGGCCUCUCAACUGUCUUCUCAGCAAUCUCUCCUGGCUCGCCCCUCCGUGAUCUGUCAUACCACUGUAACAUCACUAAAUGAUGCUCCUUUCAACUUCACCCAUGUGUUGAAUGCUGGACAAAUCCCAGGCCAGCAGCAGUCCGAGGCAAACAUCCUAACAGAUACCUCGCUUGUAUGCCACGAAGACACUAUUAAGCCAGGACAAAAUACAACUGCACAGAGCGGACUUUUCAACACUCCUCCACCUACCCCACCGGAUCACAAUCAGGAUUUCAGUGGCUUCCAGUUGUUGGUCGAUGUUGCUCUCAAACAAGCUGCAGAAAUGGAACUGCAGUCAAAACUGAUGUCCUAACUUUUCUCAACGUGUCAAAAGUGUUUUGAACAUUUCUUUUGAACUGCCCAGGUUAUCAGACAGUUUGCAUUAUUUGAUACCUUUUUUUUUUUUUUUUUUUAUUCGUGUUAUUUGCACACGGGAUUGUCAAAGUGAAGCUUUCUUGACACAGAGGUCUUACCCCUUUCAACUUAGGACUGGUUCUUUUUGUUACUUUUUUUUUUAUUGGCCCUUAUAAAUAUAAACUGUGAUUACAGCUUUUGACUUUUGUGAGGUUCUCCAUUGCCAUCUAAGGAUAUUAUGUUCAGAAAGUUGCCAUUGGCUCAUUCAACUUUUUUUUUUUUUUUUUUUAAUGUAACUUAACACAACUCAGGGGUGAAGGAGAACUGAAAACGUGUUUGUGUAAUUGUAUAUAUUAUAUGAUUACACCUACAUAAUGACUAUACUGUAUAUUUCAUUCCAAUGUUUCUAAAGAUGGAGCUACUGUAGAAACAACAUGCUUUACGUUUCUUGGUAGAUUUUGCUGAAAUGUGAGAAAUUUCCCAAGAUUGUGACUUUUUUUAUUAUCAUUUUUGGUACCUUUCAAACUGUGCAAUAUUUAGAAAGAAACAUACCUUUUUUAUCAUUCCAGAGCAGCAGAAAGUGCUCGCAUACUGUCUACCACAUUUUUUUUUUUCAUCCAAUAUAUAAUAAAAUAUUUUGUUUAAUGUAAGAUUGUGUGUUUUUGUUACCUGGGAAUGCCGUUAGAAUACCAUGUAACUGGAUACCAUUCCCAUCUGGAAUAUUAACUGCUAUGUAAAGAUUUUGUUUCUUUGACAUGUAUUAUUUUUUUGUAUGUUUUUUUUGUAAUAUAGAAAAUAACAAAUCAAA